AUUUCCGGCUAACCUUUGCCUCCGGUCGUCAGCUGGGUGCGGGGAAUCAAUGGCGCUCGACCGGGCGCCGACGGGCGCGGGUGCGGGGAUCUCGGUGCUGGAUAUGCACACGGGCGGCGAGCCACUGCGCAUCGUCACCGGGGGCUUCCCGCCCGUCCUCGGCCACGACAUCCUAAGCAAGCGGCGCUACGUGCGCGACCAGCUGGACGGGCUGAGGCGGCUCUUGCUCUUCGAGCCCCGGGGCCACCGCGACAUGUAUGGCGCGCUGCUAGUUGGCUCGGAGAAGCCCGACGCCCACCUCGGCGUCCUCUUCAUGCACAACCAGGGCUAUAGCACCAUGUGCGGGCACGCCGUCCUGGCUCUCGGCCGCUACGCCCUGGAUUACGGCUUGAUCGCCGAACCCAACUCCCCUGAAACACAAGUCAACAUCCACUGUCCGUGCGGCCUCGUCCGAGCUUACGUUCAGUACGACCAGGGCAAGAGCGGACGUGUCCGCUUCCACAGCGUCCCGGCCUUCGUCUUCGCCACAGAUAUUCCUAUUGAUCUACCAGGACAUGGCAAGGUUGUGGUGGAUGUUGCAUAUGGAGGUGCUUUUUAUGCGUUCGUGAGUGCAGAUUGUUUUGGUUUGGAUGUUUGUUCCUCCAGGACACGAGACCUUGUAGAUGCAGCAGUAACUGUAACUAAUGCUGUGAAAGCACAGGUCAAGCUGCACCACCCUGAUAGUGAGGAUCUUGCUUUCCUCUAUGGCACUAUAAUAACUGAUGGCAAAGAUGCAUUUUCUGAAGAACCAACGGCAAACAUCUGUGUUUUUGCAGAUGCUCAGGUCGACAGAAGUCCUUGUGGAUCAGGUGUGACUGCUCGUGUUGCAUUGCAGUAUCAUAAAGGAUUUGUUCUGCUGAAUCAGAGUAGGACAUUUCAAAGUGGUCCAACAGGCUCAUUAUUCACAGGAAAAGCUGUUGAGGAAACAAAAUGUGGCAAUUUCAAAGCUGUUAUAGUGGAAAUAUCAGGACAAGCACAUUACACAGGAACAGCAAACUUCUAUGCCGAAGAUGAUGACAUUCUCAAAGAUGGGUUUCUUCUUCGAUAAAGUAUUUAAAACAGAAGUUAUCAUGUGUACUUAACAUUAAAAUCUUGGUAUCAUUUUAAAGUCCUAACUUUUAUUAAGUAUAAUUUAGUUUUUUAAUGUAUUAAUUCUAUAUUUGAAUUUCAGUCUUUAAAGACACUGAACUAUAUUAUUCAUGUAUAAUUAAGUUUGUAACAUAUAUAUGCUUAGUAGACUGAUGGAUCAUGUUUAAUUAUUUAUGAAAUAGAAACAAGUGUUAUGAUUCUACAACACACAUCAAAGUCGCCAGCAACUUUGAUGUGUGUUGCUUGAAUUUCCAGCAUCUGCAGAAUUCCUGUUGUUUAUGAUUCUACAUUUCUUUGUGGGUAAGUCCUAAACUCUGAUAUUUCAAUCUACACUGUAUGUAAUAGUUUUAAUUUUUAAUAAAAUAAAAUAAUCACUAUAAUAUUAAUUGUAAGCUCGCAGUGUAAGCAGAGAAAAGUUGUAGCUUUGAAGAUCUCCACUCUUUUAAAUCACACUGCACCAUUUUAAAUUAGUGACAUUUUUUCUUGUUACUAACCUUGUUUGCACAAUCAAAUUAGUAGUGAUAUAUCUGACCAAUUUAAGUGAUAAUGAUAAGGGUAGAUAAUGGCCAAUUUUAAAAUAACAGAAAAACAUUAUUGUUGCAGCACAUGUUCUUUAUAUCUGCUUUGCAACAAGUAAUGUGGUUUGAUUGUGUAAAGCAGAACAAGAAUAAUAGCUGGGUUAUUUGCUCAGAAUGCCUUGGGCUCCUUUCUGAAAAUUAAUAUGUGAAGUAAAAUAUUUUAAAAUUAAAUAUAUUUUUAGAAUGAGUCGAUAUAUUAUUCAAAGACUUUGCAAUAAAAUACAGCAGUAUCUAUUUAUUCCCAGAUAUGACUCUAUUUCAGAGCUCUAUAAACCAAAAUGUUUCCAGGUUUGCUGCCCAGCUCAAGCUGGCUCUUCAUAAAUACUUAGGUAAUAAAGGGAAAAUAUUUUGCAUUAUUUUGUGAUAGGUGCUUUCAGAAGUGUAAAUCUGGAAUUCUUUUCCUAAUCCCUCCAAUUUCUUCUGUUAGGUUACUUUCUAAAAUUUACCUCCUCGAAUAGGCUUUAACUGGCCUAGUAUUUAACUGGUUCAAUCAACAUUUUUGUCUGAUAAUAUGUUAUAUAAAUGAUAGCUGUUAGUCCUGAUUAUAUAACAACUCAUGCACAAACUGCAGAAACAAAUAUGUGGUUGUCUCAGGUAAGAUGGCUUACAAAGUUGAUAGUUUACUAUCUGGCUAUACUUGUCUGUGUAUUCAGAAACAGCUCUCAGCCUUGAAAGCUCAGUGUCACAUGCAGGAUAGUCCAUUUUUAUAAUAGCUUAUAUUACAUAGGAAGUCCAUGCCCCACUCAAAUCUUUUCCUGUCUUUCAUCUUCUAAACCACUGCUUACCCUCUACACCAUUGUAAUGCACUUACUGCUCUUGUGUAUAAAUUGACUUUUUCACUUCAACCACAAUCCCUAGUAGCAAGUUCUGUAGUUUCACCACCACUUGAGUAAAGAGGUUUCUUUCAAAUUUCAGGGUAUCAGCGGCUGCACCCAGUAACACCAAACUCUUCAUUUCAUAUUUGGUGUCUUGUUAUGUUAUGAAGGUCUCAAGUUAUGCUAUGGAAAUUUGUCUCUGUAUCCGGUCCAUCAAAACUCGUCUGCACUUGCCCUUUUUGCAAAGGGAGAGAGAUCCAGUUUGCCC
Molecule: messenger RNA, 2789 nt
Organism: Mobula hypostoma (lesser devil ray)
Lineage: Eukaryota; Metazoa; Chordata; Chondrichthyes; Myliobatiformes; Myliobatidae
Product: trans-L-3-hydroxyproline dehydratase
Exons: 5
Coding region: 50-1087 (345 amino acids)
Molecular function (GO): hydro-lyase activity
Source: RefSeq, a predicted model, not a curated record